Messenger RNA from Peronospora farinosa, 1239 nucleotides. Lineage: Eukaryota; Oomycota; Peronosporomycetes; Peronosporales; Peronosporaceae. The record is from the annotation of a GenBank genome assembly.
AUGGAUAAAAAGUUGAGCGUGGCAUUGGCCCGUCGACGUGCCAUGGGCACGCUUCGCACGUUACAGAUUCCAGUAGAUACAAAGACGUCGAGUACGAUAGAUUUUUAUUCGAAUGAUUAUCUUGGGUUUGCGCUCUCGCAGUCGCUAAAAGAUCUUGUAACCACACGUCAAAUGGAGCUUUACAAUCAACAGGGACCACUAUUGGGAGCUACAGGCUCCCGACUUAUUUCAGGCAAUUCACGUCUUUUUUUGCAAGUGGAAAAAGACUUGGCUACAUUUUACAAUAGUGAUGCAGCACUUCUUUUUAACUCGGGAUAUGCUGCGAAUCUCGGUGUUUUGGCUUGUAUUCCACAUUCAGAAGACGUGAUCUUGUACGACGAGCUGGUACAUAAUUCGUGUCAUGAAGGAAUUCGAUUGAGUCGCGCGUACGCCAAUGGUCAUUCAUUUGCUUUCAGACACAAUGAUCUUGAGGACCUCAAGCACAAAAUUGAAAAGUAUAUAGCGAUUUCGACGAGCAAAGACACGCCAAAGGCUUGUGUUUAUGUGGUAGUAGAGUCACUGUACUCGAUGGAUGGAGAUUUUGCUCCGUUGGAUGCGAUGGCAGCACUCUGUGAUCGAAUGGGUGCUUUCCUCAUUGUUGACGAGGCACACAGUACCGGUGUCUAUGGUCCUCAAGGUUCUGGUGUUGUACGUAAGCUGAGGUUGGAGAAGACAUACAAACGCACUAUUGCGUGCCGAGUUUACACUUUUGGCAAGGCCAUGGGUUGCCAUGGUGCCGUAGUUUGCGGCUCCCAGGUGCUGAUUGACUAUCUGGUCAAUUAUGCGCGGUCCUUCAUUUACACCACUGCGUUCCCAAUUGAUCAGCUCGUGACUGUUGCCUGUGUGCACGAAUUCAGCGCCAGCGCUGCAGCCGACGCACUUCGCAGCAAUGUAAUCGAGUUGGUGCAAUACUUUAAGGAGAAGGUUCACAACAAUCCACGUAUUCCUCAAGAUGCAUUACUGGCCAGUGACUCUCCAAUUCAAGGUGUCGUAUUUGCAGGCAAUCACCGUGUCCUAAAGGCGUCACAGCUGAUGAACGCCAUGGGCAUCCGCGUGAUUCCUAUCCGCUCUCCAACAGUACCAAAGGGUGCAGAACGCCUCCGUAUCAUUGUUCAUGCAAACAACACACGUCACGAAGUGGAUCGGCUUGUGACCGCUCUCGCCACCAUGUUUGAAGCCUGCCGCGACUCCAAAUUAUAG